Messenger RNA from Nymphaea colorata (pocket water lily), 1361 nucleotides. Its product is annotated as probable aquaporin PIP2-1. The coding region runs from base 106 to 960 and encodes 284 amino acids. Gene Ontology annotation, biological process: transmembrane transport. NCBI's taxonomy places the organism in Eukaryota, Viridiplantae, Streptophyta, Magnoliopsida, Nymphaeales, Nymphaeaceae. The transcript has 4 exons. Gene Ontology annotation, molecular function: water channel activity. Gene Ontology annotation, cellular component: plasma membrane. The record is from RefSeq and is a predicted model, not a curated record.
CUUCCAGAGCGCCCUGCUACACAGACCAGGAGUACCAGAGCCUUCCUCCUCUUCUUCUUCUUCUUCUUCUGCACUUUUUGGUUGAGAGACAGCGAGCGGCUCGGGAUGGGGAAGGACACAGAGGUGACGGAGCAGGCGCCUGAGUUCACGGCCAAGGACUACACGGACCCUCCGCCGGCUCCCCUCUUCGACGCAGAUGAGCUCACCAAGUGGUCCUUCUACAGGGCCGUCAUCGCCGAGUUCAUCGCCACCCUCCUCUUCCUCUACAUCACCGUGGCCACCGUCAUCGGGUACAAGCACCAGUCGGCCACUGACGCCUGCGCCGGAGUUGGGAUACUGGGCAUCGCCUGGGCCUUCGGCGGCAUGAUCUUCGUCCUCGUCUACUGCACCGCCGGCAUCUCAGGGGGUCACAUCAACCCUGCGGUGACGUUCGGGCUGUUCUUGGCGAGGAAGGUGUCGUUGGUGAGGGCGAUAUUCUACAUCGUGGCUCAGUGCCUCGGCGCCAUCUGCGGCGCGGGGCUAGUGAAGGCCUUCCAGAAAGCUUUCUACGUCCGCUACAACGGUGGUGCCAACAUGCUCAACAACGGCGUCUCUAAGGGCGUCGGCCUCUCCGCCGAGAUAAUCGGUACUUUCGUGCUCGUCUACACAGUCUUCUCUGCCACCGAUCCCAAGAGAAGCGCCAGAGACUGCCAUGUUCCGGUCCUUGCACCACUGCCCAUCGGGUUUGCCGUGUUCAUGGUCCACCUUGCCACCAUCCCUCUCACCGGCACGGGCAUCAAUCCGGCCAGGAGCUUCGGUCCCGCAGUCAUCUACAACCACCACGAGGCCUGGCACAACCAUUGGAUCUACUGGGUGGGACCCUUCAUUGGAGCUGCCUUUGCUGCUGCAUAUCACCAGUACAUCCUCAGAGCUGCUGCCAUCAAGGCCUUGGGAUCAUUCAGGAGCAACCCCCGUGUCUAGAAUCGAGUCAUAUCUCCCUCAAUCUCUCUCUUGCUCUCUCUCUUAUUUUCUGUGUAUUUCUUUCCUUCUUUCCUCGCCAUUUUUCUCUUUUCGCUUCUUUCUCUUUCCUCCUCCCUGUCUGCUGGUGGUGGUGGCGGUGGCGAUUGAAUGGAAUGUAUGGAUGAAUGAAGAAUCUUUUGAGAGAGACCAACCAUCGCUGCAUGUGUGUCGUGUGGAUUUGUGCCAUUGUCUAUCAAAUUCGUGCAGGUGGAACCACCCGGAUAAAUUGUAUAGAUGACUCUUGUGUUCUUUUACCUCUCUUUUCCCUUAGUUGCUUUCCGUCACAAGUGCUGUCGUUGGUGUCCUCAUUUGCUGUAUCUGUGAUUCUUGUUCAUUAUUUUAAUGGGGAGUGCUUUUUGUUC